This is a messenger RNA of Labrus bergylta (ballan wrasse), 692 nucleotides long. Lineage: Eukaryota; Metazoa; Chordata; Actinopteri; Labriformes; Labridae. The record is from RefSeq and is a predicted model, not a curated record.
GCAGAAUUUCGACGGUUAUUAAACAUAUUGCAUCUCCUCGACGAAGAAACGACAAAUCUGAAAAUGUCUGGAAGAGGCAAAAGUGGAAAGACAAGAGCGAAGGCAAAGAGCCGCUCAUCCCGUGCCGGGCUCCAGUUCCCCGUCGGCCGUGUUCACAGGCUGCUGAGGAAGGGAAACUACGCUCAACGUGUCGGUGCCGGAGCUCCCGUUUACUUGGCGGCGGUGCUCGAGUACUUGACUGCUGAGAUCCUGGAGUUGGCCGGAAACGCAGCCCGUGACAACAAGAAGACUCGUAUCAUCCCCCGUCACCUGCAGCUGGCUAUCCGCAACGACGAGGAGCUCAACAAGCUGCUCGGGAAAGUUACCAUCGCUCAGGGAGGCGUGCUGCCCAACAUCCAGGCUGUCCUACUGCCCAAGAAAACCGAGAAGGCCACCAAGAAGUAAACGACUAACAUGUCACCCAAAUCAACGGCUCUUUUAAGAGCCACCCACUAAACCCAAAAGAGUUGAAUGUUCCCGUGAUAAAACAUGUGAUAAUACACAUACACUGUGUAUUGACACAUAACAAAGUUAAUAAAUGUAAAUACGGAUUGUAUGUAUCAGCGUUGUUCUACGUAUUCAAUAACACCAACCACUCAAACUGCUUGGACCAUGAUCAAAUCUGGCUAUCCAAAAAUACACCAAAUGACUGA